This is a messenger RNA of Piliocolobus tephrosceles (Ugandan red Colobus), 1031 nucleotides long. It is a transcript of the gene PNOC, whose product is annotated as prepronociceptin. The record is from RefSeq and is a predicted model, not a curated record. NCBI's taxonomy places the organism in Eukaryota, Metazoa, Chordata, Mammalia, Primates, Cercopithecidae. The transcript has 2 exons. Gene Ontology annotation, biological process: sensory perception; neuropeptide signaling pathway; chemical synaptic transmission. Gene Ontology annotation, molecular function: opioid receptor binding. Gene Ontology annotation, cellular component: dendrite; neuronal cell body; plasma membrane. The coding region runs from base 122 to 709 and encodes 195 amino acids.
GAGCCGUGGUUUCUUUGUAAAAUGAUGGAGCUGGGUCAGAUGAUUCUGUUUGUUUCCAAUUCUGAAAUUCUACGAACCUAAAAACCUGUGCAAAACUGCUGCACGUUACUUGAUAAACUAGAUGCUUCAGAAGCACUUGCACUGGUGCAGUGGGCCGGAUCUCCUCCCUCGCCCUGGAUUAACAGAGGCCCUUGUUCCUUCUCCCCUCCUCUCACCCGUAUCUUUGCAGGUGUGCAUCCUCGAGUGUGAAGAGAAGGUCUUCCCCAGCCCCCUCUGGACUCCAUGCACCAAGGUCAUGGCCAGGAGCUCUUGGCAGCUCAGCCCUGCCGCCCCAGAGCAUGUGGCGGCUGCUCUCUACCAGCCGAGAGCUUCGGAGAUGCAGCAUCUGCGGCGAAUGCCCCGAGUCCGGAGCCUGUUCCAGGAGCAGGAGGAGCCCGAGCCUGGCAUGGAGGAGGCUGGUGAGAUGGAGCAGAAGCAGCUGCAGAAGAGAUUUGGGGGCUUCACUGGGGCCCGGAAGUCGGCCCGGAAGUUGGCCAAUCAGAAGCGGUUCAGUGAGUUUAUGAGGCAGUACUUGGUCCUGAGCAUGCAGUCCAGCCAGCGCCGGCGCACCCUGCACCAGAAUGGCGUCCAGGUGAUCCCCCAAACAGCAUGUGUCCAGCCCCAGACCUGCCGCCUGGGAAUCAGGAUUCCUUCUUCCCCAAGGCACUGAGCGUCUGCAGAUCUGGCAGGCUUCGUGGCCUCCAGAACCUCCCCGUUUGAUUGUUCCUCCCCAGGCCCCGGCAUGUUUCACCACAACCCUGUUGCUACAUGAGAGUGUAUUUUUGUAAUUCCUCUAGCUACCAUUUCAAUGGCCCCAUCUCUCCUGCUCACCUGCCUCUUCCCCUUUCUAGGGGCAGGUGAAAGGGAUAGGAAAUUGAACCUGGGGUUUUGACUCGCCACUGCCAUAACUUGUUUGUAAAAGAGCUGUUCUUUCCAACUGAUUGUUUUAAACAACGAUUUCUCCAUUAAACUUCUACUGAGCAAACGGUUAA